ACUGGAGGUCGCGAGCACGUUGCUAGUGGGCGCGGCUGGCGGGGCCGGGGGCGGUAGGGGGCUAGCGUCCGGCUGAGCCCGGCGGGUUCCUGCACGCGGACCCACGCUCUGUCGGGCUGCUCUGCUGAGUGACACCGCCGUGGCAUCCGAGGAGCUGUGGUCCAGCCUGCGCGGCGGGAAGCGGCGGCGGCGGCUCCAGCGUCCUAAGAGAAGCUGAAACCUAUCAACACUCUUCAAAAUGCAAUGGAAUGUACCACGGACUGUAUCUCGACUGGCACGCAGGACAUGCUUGGAACCACAUAAUGCUGGUCUCUUUGGACACUGUCAAAAUGUAAAGGGACCUUUACUUUUAUACAAUGCUGAAUCCAAAGUGGUUUUGGUACAAGGCCCUCAAAAACAAUGGUUGCAUUUAUCUGCUGCCCAGUGUGUUGCAAAGGAAAGGAGGCCAUUGGAUGCUCAUCCACCCCAACCAGGAGUCCUUCGCCAUAAGCAAGGGAAGCAACAUGUUUCAUUCAGGAGGGUUUUUUCAUCCAGUGCCACAGCUCAGGGAACUCCGGAAAAAAAGGAAGAGCCUGAUCCUUUGCAAGACAAAUCUAUUAGUCUUUAUCAACGAUUCAAGAAGACAUUUAGACAGUAUGGAAAAGUUCUGAUUCCAGUGCAUCUGAUAACUUCUGGUGUUUGGUUUGGAACAUUUUAUUAUGCAGCCUUGAAAGGAGUGAAUGUCGUUCCUUUUCUAGAACUCAUUGGGUUACCUGACAGUGUGGUAAGCAUCCUGAAAAACUCCCAGAGUGGAAAUGCCCUCACAGCAUAUGCCUUGUUUAAGAUUGCAACACCUGCUCGGUAUACCGUGACUUUGGGAGGAACAUCUGUCACUGUGAAGUAUCUGCGCAGUCAUGGCUACAUGUCCACGCCGCCACCCGUCAAGGAGUAUCUGCAGGACAGGAUGGAAGAGACAAAGGAGCUUAUCACAGAGAAAAUGGAAGAAACAAAAGAUAGACUCACUGAAAAGUUACAAGAAACCAAAGAAAAAGUUUCCUUUAAGAAAAAAGUGGAAUAAGGUGCCUUAUAUAGCAGUAUAGAAAAUUCCUGCACUUUAACCCUUUGGAAACUAUGGGCAAAGAUACAUGUGUCUGAUUAUUUUUUUGGUUAGUUGCCAAGAUAUACUAGUUCUCUGAGGGUUAAAGAAGUAAAAUACCUUUUUAAAGUUAAAUAUCACUAGAAAAAUCAGUGUUAUUACAAGGGAAGAAAUGAACCCAGUGUAAGAAUUUGCCAUCAGUAGCAGUAUUAAGCAGUGGUUAAUGUCUUAGAAGUCAGACUUCUUUUUCAAGGUCUUCAGAACCACACUUGAUUUCUGUUUUGUUGCAGCUGUAAUUGUCACACACUAGGCAGCUGACUCCUUGAAUAUCCAGUGUGACCCAUAAAAUAGUCUGUUAAUACCGGAUCUUAAUUUUUAUGUUAUUCAUUAAGAUUUUAACUAUAUUCAGUACGUAAUUUGGAGACAAACUAGCAUCAUCAAAACUGCCUGUAAAUAAGAAGGUGUUUAGUCUUUCUAUAAAAACAGAAUAGAGCAGUUACCUACCAGUUAAAAUAUCUUAUAUGAAGAAAAUAGAAUAAAGAUUCAGUCAUAUAUGUAAAUAAGAUGUAUUGAUUGUACGUAAAUGAAAAAUGGACCCUUUAAAAAUUAUUUUUACCUGAAGCUUGUCAUAAUUUUUUUAAAGCAAAUAUAUAUAUGGUGAUGGUACUUUUCAAAGUGUGUAUUAGUGGUGAUCACCUCAAACAUAAACCUCUGUUGUGAA
Molecule: messenger RNA, 1796 nt
Organism: Pan troglodytes (chimpanzee)
Lineage: Eukaryota; Metazoa; Chordata; Mammalia; Primates; Hominidae
Gene: MIMS1
Product: family with sequence similarity 210 member A
Cellular component (GO): mitochondrion
Source: RefSeq, marked provisional